AUGUGUAGCUAUGAAAUAGAAAAUAAUUGCACCCUUUACAUUUGCACAGAUAAUUAUGAAAUUCCUUCAAUUAGUGAAAUUCAAAAAAAAUUGGAGAGUCAGAAUGUUGAGAAAAAAAUUGAAGGAAUGGAAAAUUUGAUUUUUAAUAUAAUACAAGGUGAAUCAUAUGGGAACCUUUUGAUGUGUGUAAUCAGAUUUAUAGUUCCUCAUAAAGAUCAUAGAUUAAAAAAAAUGAGUCAUAUAUUUUUUGAAAUUGUUGAUAAAUGCAAUAAUGAUGGCAGCCUAAAAGAGGAAAUGAUAUUAGUAUGUAAUGCUUUAAGGAAUGAUAUUAUUUCUCCUAAUGAAUAUGUAAGAGGGUCUACUUUAAGAUUGUUAAGUAAAAUAAAAUAUUUAAAAAUAUUAGAUCCUUUAAUUGAAGCUAUUACAAAAAAUUUAACUCAUAGACAUAGUUACGUAAGAAAAAACGCAAUAAGUUGUAUUCAUACUAUCAUUAAAGAACAUGGAUUAGAUGUAGUGCCUAAUUCUGUUAAAGAAGUAGAAAAAAUGUUACUUCUUGAAACUGAUAUAUCUACUAAACGUAGUGCAUUAUCUAUGUUGACAGAUGUCGAUCCUGUAACUACUUUAAAAUAUAUUCUUUCUCUUAAUGACCAAUUAUAUGAUACUGCUGAUGUAAUAUUAUUAGAAGUUAUACAUCUAUUCAAAAAAUUAUAUAUUCCUCAUGUAUUUGAUGAUUCUUAUCUGUUAAUAAACGAUGAAGAUGAAGAAAAUGAGGAAGAAAAGGAGGAAAAUGGAUCCGAUGAAGAAGAGUUUUAUGAAAAUGGAGAUGAAGAAGAACAAGGUUUAGGAAUAAAAAGAAAAAAAAAAUUAAUAGAAAACGAAAGAAAUAUGGUUAUUAAUAAUAAAAAAAAUGACAUUUAUAAUUAUGAUAAUUUAAAUGAGAAAAAUAGUCCAUUAUAUAGUUUAAGUGAAGAUAUUCAAUUAAAAAAGAAAAAAUUAAAUGAAAAUGAUUAUAGUCAAUAUAAAAAUAAUGUUAUUAAAAUACUAUUAAAUAUGUUAAGUAAAAAUGUUAGUAAUAGUGUACUAUAUGAAGGAGCUUGUUGUCUUCUAUAUAUGAGUAAUUCUGUUUUAAGUAUAAAAACAGCUAGUGAAUGUUUUAUUAAGUUACUAAUUAAUCAACAUGAUAAUAAUAUUAAGUUAAUUGUUAUUGAUAAAUUAUAUUAUAUUAUGUGUAAAUGGAAACAUAUACUAGAAAAUUAUAUCAUGGACUUACUGAGGGCUUUAAGCUUUCCCUCGAGAGAUAUAAAAAUAAAAAUUUUAAAUUUAGUAUUACAUAUAUUAACAAAAAGAAAUGUACAUUUAGUUUUAAAUGUUUUAAAAAAAGAACUAUUAAAAUUAAAUGAUCAAAUCGUAUAUGCAAAAAAUCUAACUCAAAAAAAUAUGCAAAGUGGUACAAAUCAUCAAUUAAACAAUUUUAAAAAUAUGAAUGAUAUUUUUCAAAUAAAUAGUAUAACAACUAGUUAUCAAGAGGUGAACAAUUAUAAAAAAAUUUUAAUUAAAUCAUUGCAACAUAUAUGUAAUAUGUAUUCUAAUGAAUGCUUAAAUAUUGUUGAUUUACUACUAAUAUAUGUAAAUGACGAUGAAAAAGAAAUAAAUUAUGAAGCAGCUGUAUGCAUUAGAAAGCUAGCAAAUAAUAGAAUUUUUCAAAAUAAUAUUCUUCAGAAGAUAUUUGAUGCUAUUUUUGAUAUUAAAAAGUCAACUAUAUUAAGAAUUUUUUUCUGGGUAUUAGGACAAUAUAUGAAUAAUGAAAAUAUGAUUAUUGAUUUUAUGAACAAAUUAUAUGAAAAUUUAUCUUCAUUUUUAAAUAGUAAUAUUGAAUUAGAUAUUAUUAAUAAAAUACAAAACGAGAGAUAUAAAAAAAAUAAAAUGAUGAAUUUUAAUUUAUCAAGUUCAAAUAUUCAGACAAAAACUGUAAUAUUAGAAGAUGGUACUUAUGCUACUGAAGCUUUCUUAAAGAAUUAUAAUUUAUCUUCUAGUGAUGAUAAAGAUAAUUUACAUUCAUUUUCUUAUAAUCUAUUGUGUGAAAAUGAUGAUUUACUUUUAUGUGUUAUAUGUGUUUGCCUAACAAAAUUAUAUUUAAAAUUAUUAACAAAAGUGAAUGAUUCUUUUGAGUUUUUAAGUAGUUCCUUAAAUCAAUCAUCAAGUAGUUUUUCUAGAAAGUCUUCACACAAUUCGAAAGAGCUAAAUAAAACAACUCAAAAUAAUAAUUUAAUUGAUAAUAUAGAGAAUUCUAACAAUGAAUUUUUAAUUAAGCGUAUAAAUGAAUUUAGAAAUAAAUCUAUACAUAUACUAGCAAGUUUUAUAAAAUAUAUUGUACAGAAAAAUGCAAAAUGUGCAAUUAGUAUUUAUGAAAAUGAUAGCAAUGUUAUCAGAAUAAAUCAAUGCCUUAAAAUAUUUUUAAAAAUAACUAAUGGCAUGAAUAUUAUAGAUGAACAAACUCAAAAUUUAAUAAGAACUUUUUUGAACGGAGAUGAUUACUUUCAGAAAUUUUUAGAAAAAGAAGAAGAAAAAUAUUGCUGUAUAUAUGGUUCUACUUAUAAAAAUGUUAAAAAAAAAGAUCAAAUGAAUAAAGAAGCCUCAACAGAAUUAACUGAUUUAAACAAAAUUCCUAAUGAUAAGAUGUUAAUUGAACAAGAUAAAGCAAAUGUAGACGAUGAGAUUUAUUUCAGAGUAUUAAAAGAAAAAAAAAAUAUACUUAACAUGCUUGAUGAAGAAUCUGUUUCAGUUAAUGAAAAUUUAGAAAAACUUAAAUUAAAGUAUACAUUAAAUAAUGAUAUUUUAUUUGAAGAAAAUGAGUUUAAAUAUCCUUCAUUUAAGCAUAAUUACUCUUCCUUAUUUUUGGCCAAAUUAUAUAACUCUCAAAGGUUAACGGGAACAGAUGAUGAUAUAUUUGUUGAAGCAUUUCCAAUUAUUUCUAAUAUUAAUUUAAUUAUAGAAUUUUAUGUAUAUAAUCAAUCAGGAGUAUACUUGCAAAACAUAUACAUUAAUUUAUCAACUCAUGGAAACUUAAAACCUAUAGAUAAAAUCCCUGUAUUUAAUUUAUCUCCAAAUGAAAAACGAAAAUUCAAGAUAAGUGUAAAAGUACACACAACAGAAACAGGAAUUGUAUUUGGAUAUAUUUUUUAUGAAAAAAAAAAUGAUAGUAAUAAAAAUUACAUUGUAUUAAAUGAAUUGAAUGUUAACAUGACUGAUUAUAUAAAUGCCUCUUUUAUAUCUUCUCAUCUUUUUCGCAUAAUGUGGUCUGAAUUUGAAUGGGAAAAUAAAAUUAAUAUUAACACUUCUAUCAGAGAUGCAUUUGAGUUACUAAAGUUGAUUAUAAAAAAUACGAAUAUGACCAUAGUUGAGAAAUUUAUGCCUUUAGAGUAUUAUGAAUUGGAAACUAAAAAUAAGCCUGAACAGGCUAAUAUUAGUCCAAUUGAUGUGUAUAUAUCUUACAUUUCGACCUUAGAAGAUUUAAAAUGUUUGAUUAAUAACUCAGCUUUUUUUGCUGUUAAUUUAUUUUCUAGAAGCAUAUUUGGAGAGGAUUCUUUAGCCAACUUAUCUGUUCAAAAAAAUUCUGAUGGAAAAUUAUCAGGAAGUAUAAGAGUUCGAACUCUUAGCUUAGGAGACAAAAUAACACUUGUUCAAACAGGAAUAAAUACAGAAAUGUGA
Molecule: messenger RNA, 3708 nt
Organism: Plasmodium gallinaceum
Lineage: Eukaryota; Apicomplexa; Aconoidasida; Haemosporida; Plasmodiidae
Product: coatamer beta subunit, putative
Exons: 3
Coding region: 1-3708 (1235 amino acids)
Biological process (GO): intra-Golgi vesicle-mediated transport; endoplasmic reticulum to Golgi vesicle-mediated transport; intracellular protein transport
Cellular component (GO): COPI vesicle coat; cytoplasm
Molecular function (GO): structural molecule activity
Source: RefSeq, a predicted model, not a curated record